This is a messenger RNA of Epinephelus moara (kelp grouper), 1902 nucleotides long. Its product is annotated as RNA-binding Raly-like protein. The transcript has 10 exons. Bases 255 to 1130 code for a protein of 291 amino acids. Gene Ontology annotation, cellular component: nucleus. Lineage: Eukaryota; Metazoa; Chordata; Actinopteri; Perciformes; Serranidae. The record is from RefSeq and is a predicted model, not a curated record. Gene Ontology annotation, molecular function: RNA binding.
CGAGUCACAUGACUCAAGCACCGGCAGCGAUAGAGAGCGCAAAAGGGACGCAGAGCCUCGGUGUAUACAAGCCUGCACACCACCAAUCCUCCACCGCUAUACGCCCAAUUUCUUUUUAAUUGAACCCUUUUACUCCCGCUCGUGUUUCUCUGGUGUUGGAGGCUGAACGUCUCCGAGGGCGCAAAAAUAACAGUUUUGAUUUUCAUCUUUGAGGAUUUUGCUUUUCGAAUAGCAGGCAGUGCUGCAGGACUAGGAUGACUGGGAAGACCCAGACCAGCAACGUGACCAACAAGAAUGACCCACGCUCCCUCAACUCCCGCGUCUUCAUUGGCAACCUAAACACGGCCGUGGUAACCAAGGCCGACAUCGAAGCCAUCUUUGCCAAGUACGGCAAGAUUGUGGGCUGCUCGGUGCACAAGGGCUACGCCUUCGUUCAGUACGCCAGUGAGAGGAAUGCCAGGGCAGCAGUGGCUGGGGAGAAUGCCAGGGUCAUCGCUGGACAAUCACUAGAUAUCAACAUGGCAGGAGAGCCAAAACCAUACAGGCCGAAGAUGGGCUCCAAGAGGCCUCUGUCGUCCCUCUACAGCGGCUACGAGUUUGACUAUGAUUACUACAGAGACGAUUUUUACAGCAGACUCUUUGAGUACCACGGUCGUGUCGUGCCCCCGACCCGUGCUGUGAUCCCCAUCAAACGUUCACGGCUAGUCGUCCCUUCCACACGCAGAGCCAAAUCCUCCUUUCCAGUCAGGGCCUGUUCUUCCUCCUCCUCUUCCUCUUCCUCCUCCCGAGCGCUCAAUGUCGGCUCUUCCAUCACAGUCCCUAAACUGAAGACAGACCAGCUCCUAACAAUCAAGAAGGAGCUGUCACAGAUCAAGACCAAGAUCGACUCACUGCUGGGAAGGCUGGAGAAGAUUGAGAGGCAACAUCGCUCUGAUGGCGACAUGCAGAGGAAACAAGAGGAGGUGUGUGAGUGUCUCCAUGGUGACGCAGCAGACCACUCUGGUGGAGAGGAGGCAGAGGGGACAGCUGAGGUGGAGGCAGGGGAGAUGACGGACGGCUGCGAAGACGACUUUGAAGAUGAAGGCACCAGCGAUAUGAUAGAGAACCACAUAUCGGACAUUGACAACUGAAUAAGCUGGAGGAAAAGGGGAGUCUACUUGUGCAAGAAGCUGGGAGAACAGAUACCAGCGAAACCUUCUUGAUCAAGAAGGUGUAUUUGAAAUUGAACGAAAGCAAUGACGGGAGUGACUGACGGCAGAAGAAGAGUUUUUCAAACUUGUUUUUAUGCUUGUUUGCAUCAUUAGAACAUGACACACCUGAUGUGUACUCCAUCGAAAUGCUGGUUAUGAAUAUUCUCCAGACUACUGCAAGAUCAACUGCAAAGAGCAAUCAGUAAUUUCCCCUAAAGCUGAUUGCUGCUCCGAAAAAUAAGGACAGUAUAUUGUGUGCUUAGUAUAUUCUGGUCUGUAUUGUGCAUAAAAAUACAGUUACGUGAUCAGUCAGAUGAACCAUGAAACACCUUCCUCUGUUGUAAAGUUUGUUCUGUUUCUGUGCAUUGAAAACUGUGACGAGCCACGACGCUGGCAGAGAGCUAAAUAUGAAUGUAAGAGGAACACUUGAUAAUUACGUGACUUUGCUUUAUUCGUACAUUUUGCCGAAAUGUACACAAUAUGUAAUUUAUUCACAACGUCUCCACACAGUGUCUGCCGUUUGUUAUUCAUGAUAAGAUGCAUUUGGAAUUCUGUUUACAUUCAUGUUUAUGGUUAAAAAAAAAAAGAUGACUAUUUUUUACAAUCAGCAUGUUUAAAAUGUAGCUAUUAUGGAUCAUUUGUAUUCAUUGCAUCUGUUGUACAGCUAUGGAUGAUCGCAGUUUUUGAAAUAAACUCGUUCCUCCGAAAAAAA